AUGUCUCAGGCUGCCAAGUCCUCAGCAGUGGCUGCGGUGAACCCGGGGCCCGAUAACAAGGGGAAGGGGGCCCCACCCGCAGGACCUGCCCCCAGCCUCGCCCUGGCCCAGGCAUCCACGCCCAAGCCCACCGCCACAGCGGGGGACUUGCCUCCUGGGAGCUACAGGCUGGUGGUCUUUGAGCAGGAGAACUUCCAGGGCCAUCGGGCGGAAUUCCCCAGGGAGUGCUUGAACCUGGGAGACCGCGGCUUCGACUGUGUGCGCAGCCUCAUUGUCGCCUCUGGACCGGGAGUCUGGGUCACCUUUGAGCAGUUCAACUUCCGGGGGGAGAUGUUCAUCCCAGAGAAGGGCAAGUACCCACGCAGGGGCACCUGGUCCAGCAGCUACCACAGCGACCAGGUCAUGUCCUUCCAACCCAUCAGGAUGGACUCCCAGGAACACAGGAUCUGCCUGUUGGAAAGAGCCAACUUCAAGGGCAACACCGUGGAGAUCCAGGAGGAUGACACCCCUAGUCUCUGGGUCUAUGGCUUCUGUGACUGCGUGGGCAGUGUGACGGUCUCCAGCGGAAUCUGGGUAGGCUAUCAGUAUCCUGGCUACCGUGGGUACCAGUACCUCCUGGAGCCUGGUGACUUUCGGCACUGGAACGAAUGGGGAGCCUUCCAGCCCCAGAUGCAGGCAGUGCGCUGCCUGAGGGACAAGCAGUGGCAUCGUGAGGGCUUCUUCCCAGUCCCGGUCGCUAAGCCCCCCAAAUGA
Messenger RNA from Pteronotus mesoamericanus, 753 nucleotides. It is a transcript of the gene CRYBB1, whose product is annotated as crystallin beta B1. Gene Ontology annotation, molecular function: structural constituent of eye lens. The transcript has 5 exons. The record is from RefSeq and is a predicted model, not a curated record. Gene Ontology annotation, biological process: lens development in camera-type eye; visual perception. Bases 1 to 753 code for a protein of 250 amino acids. NCBI's taxonomy places the organism in Eukaryota, Metazoa, Chordata, Mammalia, Chiroptera, Mormoopidae.